Molecule: messenger RNA, 1050 nt
Organism: Paracoccidioides brasiliensis Pb18
Exons: 3
Coding region: 1-1050 (349 amino acids)
Cellular component (GO): mitochondrion
Molecular function (GO): flavin adenine dinucleotide binding; electron transfer activity
Source: RefSeq, a predicted model, not a curated record
AUGAAUUCCGUCUUUACUAGACAAUCAAUUCUUCGGGCGGCCGCUUGGCCACUGUCUCAGCCCGUUUACCGUGCCCAGCUCUCAGCACUCUCCCGGCUUGUCUCCACACUUGUGGUUCUUGAACAGCGCAAUGGCAAGAUUCAAGGUUCAUCUCUUUCGGCGAUAUCUGCGGCACAGAAGUUGGGAGGCUCGGUAACGGCGUUUGUGGCGGGGAAUGGUGUCAAGUCUGGUGCGGCAGUGGAGGCGUCCAAGAUUAAAGGCCUGGAUAAGGUCCUUGCAGUAGAUAAAGCGGCAUAUGAGAAGGGAUUACCUGAGAACUACGCUCCCCUGCUCGUUGAGAAUAUCAAGAAGGAGAGAUUCACGCACGUUAUUGCCAGCCACGGUGCUUUUGGCAAGAAUGUCCUACCCCGAGUUGCGGCACUGCUGGAUGUCCAGCAAAUAUCUGAUAUUACAGCCAUUGAGAGCGAAGAUACUUUCGUCCGACCCAUCUAUGCCGGAAACGCCAUUCUUACAGUCCAAUCUACAGAUCCCGUGAAGGUUUUCACUGUCCGAGGAACCGCCUUCCAAGCCGGAGAGACCACCGGAGGCUCCGCGGAAAUUGCAGAUGGCGCUGAUCCCAACGUACCAUCUCCCACUGAAUGGGUAUCAGAGGACUUGGCCAAGAGUGAUCGCCCUGAUCUUGGCACUGCUUCCCGCGUCGUUUCUGGAGGCCGUGGUCUUAAAUCAAAGGAGGAAUUUGACAGACUGAUGCCUCCACUCGCCGAUGCUUUGGGUGCUGCUAUCGGAGCUUCCCGUGCGGCUGUCGACAGUGGUUUCGCCGAUAACAGUCUUCAGGUUGGCCAGACUGGAAAGAAUGUUGCCCCCGAACUGUACCUCUGCGCGGGUAUCUCUGGCGCUAUCCAGCAUCUGGCCGGUAUGAAGGAUAGCAAGGUUAUUGCUGCGAUUAACAAGGAUCCUGAUGCGCCUAUCUUCCAGGUUGCGGAUGUUGGCUUGGUGGGGGAUCUAUUUGAGAAGGUCCCGGAAUUGACUGAGAAGCUGAAGAAACAAUAG